AAAGUGGUCAGAGUCCAGAGAGCUGCGAGGUCAGAGAGUGGACAACCAGCAGCAAGGACAUCUCCACUCAGCCCUCCCCUGAAGCUGAACUGUGCCACUGAGAGGAUGAAGGUCUCCAUGGCUGCCUUCUUUCUCCUCAUCCUCAUCCUCACCACUACUUCUGCUUUAGGCAGCCAGCCAAGAAUUCCUGAGUCGGUGAACUCUUCACCCACCUGCUGCCUGAAGUAUCAUGAGAAAGUAUUGCCAAGGAAACUGGUGCUGGGAUACAGAAGGGCCCUCAACUGUUACCUGCCAGCAAUCAUCUUCAUCACCAAAAAGAAGCGAGAGAUCUGCGCCAACCCCAAGAACAAAUGGGUCCAAGAGUACAUUGAGGACCCCAACCUACGUUUGCUACCCCCCGGAAACUCGGGCCGGGUUAAAACUAUUAGAUCCUAGAAAGGCCAACCCCAGCUCCUCAAUUCUCCGUCAUGAUCAGGCCUGGGGUGGGGGUGGCGGGGCAAGGUUUGGGAAAGAAAGGUGUAACCAUGUGAAUACGCAAGCAACCUUGUGGUCUGAAUGACUAGAGUCUCAUUCAGAGGAGGCCAGUGAUCCAAAAAGUAAUCAAAAGUAUUUUGAAAAUUCUUUCAGUCUCUAGAAGAAAUGCCAAAGGUGAGGGAAGUGGGCAGUGAUACACUCAAUACACAGAAAAACAUCUUUCAUAUCCUUCUCCUUGCUCUGCUUUCAGUUCCUCACCUCACACCAAUACACCAACCAUUCUAAAGAAUUAUGUCCAGCUUCCGACCAGCCAGACCAUUUUUAGCCUCUGACUCACUACGAGCCCCACAGAAAUCUUGACUUUUCCUGUCCAUCAUUAUCCCUUUUCUAGAUCUCUUUUUUCUUCUAUUAUUCUUUUCUUUUAAAGCAUAACUUUUUCUUAAUAGGCCUGAGUGGGAACAGUCAUAAGCUAAUGAUUUUUGUCCCUGUUGCAGAGGCUUUGCUAGAUCCCCCAUCACUACUUGGUCUUCCCCCGGGUGCCAUGGAUACAGACAGUGCCAAAACAAAAGAAGAAGUGUGACUCUCUAGCUCCCACACUAAGCUUUGCAGGGCAGGAAAAGGGCAUUAGACCAGGCUGGGGGUAAAAAUCUUGGUCCAAAACUCAACCAUCCGAUAAAUAAAAUUUCCUUUAUUGCCAACUUGA
Molecule: messenger RNA, 1177 nt
Organism: Equus quagga
Lineage: Eukaryota; Metazoa; Chordata; Mammalia; Perissodactyla; Equidae
Gene: CCL16
Product: C-C motif chemokine ligand 16
Exons: 3
Coding region: 106-435 (109 amino acids)
Biological process (GO): monocyte chemotaxis; cellular response to tumor necrosis factor; chemokine-mediated signaling pathway
Cellular component (GO): extracellular region
Molecular function (GO): chemokine activity; CCR chemokine receptor binding
Source: RefSeq, a predicted model, not a curated record